Messenger RNA from Cavenderia fasciculata, 567 nucleotides. RefSeq lists its product as uncharacterized. Bases 1 to 567 code for a protein of 188 amino acids. The record is from RefSeq and is a predicted model, not a curated record. Gene Ontology annotation, cellular component: plasma membrane. Gene Ontology annotation, molecular function: GTP binding; GDP binding; GTPase activity. The transcript is spliced from 3 exons. Gene Ontology annotation, biological process: signal transduction. Lineage: Eukaryota; Evosea; Eumycetozoa; Acytosteliales; Cavenderiaceae.
AUGAAUAAUAUUAAACUAGUAGUAUUAGGUACAGGGUCAGUUGGUAAAUCUUCUAUCACCAUCCGUUUUGUUCACAAGGAAUUUGUUGACAAGUAUGAUCCAACAAUUGAAGAUUUAUAUAGAACACCAAUUGAAUAUAAUGGACAAAUAUGGUGUCUAGAGAUUAUGGAUACCUCUGGUACUGAAAUUCUACGUAUGAGAGAUCUCUAUAUUCGUAAUGGACUCGGUUUCCUCUUGGUCUAUGGUAUCAAUAGCAUGGGUAGUUUCCUAGAGUUGCAACAAAUCAAAGAACAAAUUGUCCGUGUCAAGGAAAUGAAAGCAUCCGACAUGCCAAUCCUAGUCAUUGGAAACAAGGCCGAUCUAGAAAGUGACCGUCAAGUAUCAUCUGACGAGGCUCAACAACUUUGUGCUAAAUGGGGUGUCGAAUUUAUGGAGGCUUCCGCAAAGACUGGAAUGAAUAUUGAUUCCGUCUUUGAGAGUGUAGUCAAACAAGUUCAAGAUAAACUAUUGGCAAAGAAACCAAAGAAACAAUCUAUACUUAAAAAAACAUUCACACCUCCAAACUAA